AUGUGUGCAAGAGUAACUUUCGUUGGCCAAGAUGGACAAAAAUAUGGAUACCUGGAAAGUGUUGACGAGACACAGACACUAUCGCACAUUCGUGCAAGUGCGUCCAAGUUUCUCACCGGUGAGACACUACCGGAGAAAUACGUGUUUACUUGGAAGAAAGCCCCAAUCUCACCUCAGCAAGAAGAAAUCAUUAAACUCUCCCGAUGUUCUGAGGUUGUUUCACAGCAGCCCAGAAUACUUAAAUUAUACAUAAUUGACAAAAACAAUGGCAAUUGUUCUUCACACGUAAACACAGUCACGUACACCGGCCAAUCUAAAGCUGAAAGUUUGUCAAAUAAUGGAAAGGUUGAUGAACAUACAAUUAUGAAAUCAGGAUUAAAACUGUUUGAUAAAAAUGAAAUAGAGGAUCCGAAAAUACCAACAAUCGAAAAAGAAAGAAGAAUUUUUUGGAAUUCUCUAGUUAAUUCUAUUUGUUCUCAGAAACAGUUCAAAGGAUGGAGUUUGCAAGCACUGAACGGUUUGAUUGACACUGAGUGGACGCUGCGGAAAACAGAAUUAUUGCAGUUAGAUGCAGAUCAAGCAAUAGAUAAGAUUAAUAGCACCCAAAAAGCGAAUUCCCACAAAACUGAUGUAAGAGAGAAGAAAAUUCAACAAAUAUUAGACCGGUUGUUAUUGCUUGACUUCCAGCGAAAAAAAGUGUACAAGAAGAUUGAAGACCUGCAUGAACAACUGAAGCAUUCAGCAACUGAUCAUACCAAAGUGCAGGACCAGAUAACCCUCGAGGAAGAUAACUUAGAUAAAGUUUUUACCGAGCUUAAAUCAUGUCAGUCUAGCCUACAACAGAGUAUUGCCAAUUCCAGUAAAACAAUUGAAUAUUCCGCUGAAGUAGCUGGUAGCGCAACCCUGGCAAAAGAAAGUCCGGCAAUAUUAAGCGAUGAUGAGCUUGAAGACAUACGGCAAUCUGUAGUCGAUGAUUACGCCAUUGAUAGUCAAAGUGAUAGUAACUAG
This is a messenger RNA of Paramuricea clavata, 1008 nucleotides long. The record is from the annotation of a GenBank genome assembly. NCBI's taxonomy places the organism in Eukaryota, Metazoa, Cnidaria, Anthozoa, Malacalcyonacea, Plexauridae.